Molecule: messenger RNA, 2017 nt
Organism: Triplophysa dalaica
Lineage: Eukaryota; Metazoa; Chordata; Actinopteri; Cypriniformes; Nemacheilidae
Gene: ncf2
Product: neutrophil cytosolic factor 2
Exons: 14
Coding region: 80-1564 (494 amino acids)
Biological process (GO): respiratory burst; phagocytosis; superoxide anion generation
Cellular component (GO): NADPH oxidase complex
Molecular function (GO): superoxide-generating NADPH oxidase activator activity; protein binding
Source: RefSeq, a predicted model, not a curated record
UUGUUCUCUAAAGUUUCAGACGAUCACUGGUGUGCUCAUAAUACAGAAGAACACAUUGCUAACAGACAUCUGAGGAAGCAUGUCGUUUGUGAGCACUCUGCGUCAGUGGGAUGAAGCUGUGGCUUGUGUUGAGCAAAGAGACACGGAAUCUGCUCUCAGGAUUCUCCUCAACAUCGAAGAGAAAAGCUCAAAAAUCGCCUACAACAUUGGCUGUCUCUAUUUGAACAACAAUGAGUUAGAUGAGGCUGAAAAGGCAUUUGAUGGAAGUAUUGGCAAAGAUGGGCACCUGGCUGUGGCCUUCUUUCAGAGGGGAGUUACUUUCUACAAAAAGGAGAAAUUUGAAGAGUCACUUCUAGAUUUUCAACAGGCUUUUAAAGAGUUAAGAGGAAAUCAACUAAUAGAUUACAAACCAUUGGGGCUGAGAUAUAAACUAAAUGCCUAUGAGGUUCUUCAUAACAUGGGACUGGCACAGGCCCAGAUGGGAAAAUGGGAGAGAGCUCAAGAGAACCUUCUCACUGCACUGAGCCUCAGAGCAGAUGCCAAGUUCAAUAAUAUUGACAAUGCCCUGGAAGCCAUACUGAAACAGAAGAUUUUUCCCUUGGUAGAGAUUCAAGCAGGGCUGCUGUUUAAACCUAAUAAGCGCUAUGUAGCAGAACUGGAGAAAAAGGACUAUCUUGGAAAAGCCAAGGUUGUGGCUUCUAUUGUUCCCGCUGACCAGUUUUCAGGUUUUGCCCCACUGCAGCCUCAAGUUGAUGAUGUUCCAUCAACACCAAAAGUUCCAGAAGUGCUCAAGGCAUUUGAAGGUGAGCCACACACUGUGCUCUAUGAGUUUGUUCCUGAGAACAAAGAAGAGUUGGCUGUGUUGCCUGGCAACAUCGUUUUUGUUCUUCACAAAGGAGCUGACCACUGGGCAUCUGUCAUUUUCAAUGAGAAGCGAGGUCUUGUACCUUAUAAUUUUCUAGAACCCUUGGAUAUUGUUUCUAUGACAUCUCAAACAAUGCAGAUUCAACCAUUAAUUGAACAUAAUGAUAUACCAGCUCCACCCAGAAGAGCACCACCCAGUAGACCAGUGGAAGUUUUAAAGGCCAUGGAAGCAGAGGCUAAAAACUCUGAAGAAUUCUCGGACUGCAUUGUGAAAGUGCACUUUAAGUUCAACAUUGCCAUCAGUAUUGCACUUGGACAAGCAUAUGAAGUCAUUCUUCAGAAGAUAAGCACUAAACUUAAGCUGCCUGCAUCAACAUUAACUCUACAAUAUGCAGAGGAAGACUCAAAUAAGAGAGUGAUCAUUGAGGACUCGGUAAUGGAGGCUGUCUGGAAUAGUGUUAAGGGUGGUCGUCUUACCCUUUGGUGUUCUGUUACUGAGGGGAAGAGCAUGUCUCAUGAGAAAGUAGUUGCUCUUUACUCUUAUGAAACUUCCACUCCAGAAGAUCUGGCUUUUGAACAGGGAGAUGUCAUCACAGUUCUUUCAAAAGUCAAUGAUGAUUGGAUUGAGGGUCAGUGCAAUGGAAAGAUUGGCAUAUUCCCAUCAUCCUUUGUUAAAGCGCCUAAUGGGGAUCCGCAAUGAACCUGAAUCAACAUUCAAGAUUUAAACAAACAGCUGGGACUAAGGUGUAGAGUUAAACACGUCACGUUUACAUUUAAAAUGUUAAUUUGGGAUAAACUAAAAUAUUUUUCUCGAGUAGCGAUCACCAGAACUUGUUUCAUCACCAGCAACUGCCAAUGUUACUCAUCACUUCUUAUCAUUGAUGAUAUCACGUGUAGAAUCUUGAAACCUGUUUAUUAUUUUAGAAAAUUAUACUUGGGUAAUGAGAGAGAACAUUAUAACUUUCACAAAAUCAAGUUGAGAUGUAUAUUUUACAUUGCCCUAUAUGUUUCAUUUGCUUUCUACAGAAUGUGAUAAUAUUAUUGGCAAAUACAAUAAUCAAUGAAAUGUUAUGUUCAUCAUUCUUGAUAUUUGACCUGAAGCAGAAGACACUUAAAUUAAAACUUGUAUCCCAAUAAAUGUAUGUUAGUGUUA